Molecule: messenger RNA, 2254 nt
Organism: Ctenocephalides felis (cat flea)
Lineage: Eukaryota; Metazoa; Arthropoda; Insecta; Siphonaptera; Pulicidae
Exons: 3
Coding region: 650-2254 (534 amino acids)
Biological process (GO): proteolysis
Molecular function (GO): aspartic-type endopeptidase activity
Source: RefSeq, a predicted model, not a curated record
GCAUUUAGUUUUGAUGUUUUUAAGUGUGUUUAGAAUUAAAAUAGUAUAUCAAUGAUAAAUGUGUGACAUUUGAACACCGUGAGUUAACAAUUACGUAAUAGACAAUAUUUUAAUUGGUGUAAGGUGAUUAUGUCUGUUUAUGUGUCGUCGUGUAUUUAUGUGUUUUGAUUUGUUUAAUAAAUAUCCCACCUGAUGAAUGUACAUAAUUCUUUAAAUUCAAAGUUCUUAAAAUACUGAGUUUACAAUCACUUUAUUUUCAUGAAAUCUGAAUAACUAUGACCUAACCUAAUGCAUAAAACAGAUUAGUGUAAAAUUAAUCAAUUUCAGGACCAUCUUUCAAGUGUUGUUGUUGUGCUCAGGUGGACCCCAAAUAAGGGGUUGUUUUUAAAUUUGACUGGGAGAUAGCUGUGGAAAUAUGGCCUUCAACGAGUGUUGAUGUCGAGAGAACGCGAAAUUGCUGACCUUCUACUUCCAGAGCAGAGAAUACUUUGUCAGCAGAAUCCAAUUUUGAGAGUCGAGUAACAUUUAGUUUGGGUGAGAGUAACUUUGUUUUUUUUAUUGCAUAGUCAUUACAUCUAGAUCUAUUUUAAUUCCCAAAUCCUCCUUAUUUCCUUUAAUUCUCAUAUUAAAAUAAAACCAAAUUGCUAACAUGGCCCCAGUUUUAUCUUUCGAAAAGGCCAUGGAUAUGGUACCUAGAUUUGAUGGCUGUGACCAUACUAAAUUAAGCGAAUUUUUAUACACAUGUUCAUAUAUUUUUGAUAAUAUUGAUCCCAGUGAUCAUUUACCCCUAUUAAAUUUUAUUUUACAUGUAAAGUUAGGUGGUCGUGCAAUGGAGGCUACACAAUACAAAACUUUAACAAAAUUUUCAGAUUUGAAAUCAUGUUUAGAAAAAAUUUAUUUUAAUGUCAGAUCAGUAGCUUCGUUACAAAUUGAAUUUAGUCAAUGCAGGCAGGGCUUUAAAGAAAAUGUUACAGAUUAUGCUUUUCGUUUUAGAAAUAUUUUAAGAGAAUUAACAGAUGCAACAAUUAGAGAAAAUAACAACCCUGCUACUGAUGCUUUUUGUUCACAAAUUUUAAAUAAACAAGCUUAUCAUGUUUUUAAAGAGGGUUUACACCCUGAACUUAAGACUAUUGUUAAAUGUAAGUCCACUGAUCUAGAUUCAGCUAUAUCGAUAGCAACGGAAGAAGAAGUUUCCUUAAAUUCAUCCUUAGUUUCAAAUAGAUAUAAUUUUCCAAGAACUCAUUUCAACUCAAAUCCCAACUUUAAUUCUAAUUCUAAUUUUUAUUCACAUCCUAAUUUUGAUCCAAAUUCCAAUUUUAAUUCUGAUUCAAAUUUUUAUCCAAAUUCUAAAUUUAAACCAAAUCCAAAUUUUAGUACCAAAAUUGAUUUUAAUCCUAAUUCUAAUUACAAUCCUGAUUCUUAUUUUAAUUCUAGUUAUAAUUACAAUCCUAAUCCUAGUUUCCAUUCUGAUAUUAAACCCGAAGUACUUAAAUGUAAUUAUUGCAAGCUUUCGGGUCAUAUAAUUAAAGAUUGUAGGAAAAGAAUUUUCAAUGAGCAACAACGCUCUAAAGUUAAUUUUAUUGAAAAGAUAGAUAAGCCGAACACCAGCAAGGAAGAGAUUUGCAAAGCAGGUGAACUAAGAACAGUUCAACUUUCUUGUAUUUCAAAUAAAAAUGAUUUAGUUUAUGCUAAUUUAAAUUUCCUAGAUACCGAGAAGGACCAGGUUAACAUGUUAGUUGACACUGGUGCCGAAAUUAGUAUCAUUAAAAUUUCCAAGUUAAAAGAUAGCAUAGACAUUAAAACUAGUAUAGAAAAUAAAUUUAGCAUCACUGGUGUGUCGGGUAAGGCUGUAGAUAGUUUAGGAAAAGCAAAUUUAAGAAUUUUAUUAGGUGAUAAGAUAGUUCGACACGAUUUUAGUAUAGUUAGAGAUGACCUCUCUAUUAAUAGUGAUGGCAUUUUAGGUUUAGAUUUUUUAAAAACAUUUAAUGGUAAAAUCAAUUUUCCAGAGUCUAAGUUAAUUUUUGAUACUGUAUAUUUUAAAUUAAACUUCAAUUCAGAAACAAAAUUAAAUUCAAAUUCUAAAUUCAUAGCUAGGAUAGUAAGUAAUAUUAAUUCUUUAGAAACAUUAGAAAAGUCGAAUAUUAGUAAAGAUGUAUAUAUUCCAAAUUUUCAAAUUUCCAGAAACUCUGAAUCUUCUAAUUUUAUACUUGUUCCAUUUAUAUUCUUAGUUUUUCUUUUUGCUGAAAUUAUGUAA